Diospyros lotus (date-plum) is the source of this 2223-nucleotide messenger RNA. RefSeq lists its product as uncharacterized. The coding region runs from base 604 to 1914 and encodes 436 amino acids. NCBI's taxonomy places the organism in Eukaryota, Viridiplantae, Streptophyta, Magnoliopsida, Ericales, Ebenaceae. The record is from RefSeq and is a predicted model, not a curated record. The transcript has 14 exons.
AGCCACAAAUUUCUUUGAUGGGUUGUUAAAAUUGGAAUUUCAAAAUAUAAUGAUAGAGAAAGACAAAAAGUAUUUGAUGAUCUGAAGUAGCUUGGCGUUGGCGGCAAUUGGCUGCUUCUGUCCCUUGGCGAUGCUUUUGGUUGAGUGGAGGAGGAGGAGUGAUUGGUAAAUGGUGGCGUGAUUCCUUAUUUGGACAGGAAGAUGAGAGGCGACAGCAUGAACCCAGCAAUCCCCAAAUCCGGCGACACCAACCAAUUUCCCAAGCUUUCCGGGAAACCUAUUCCGUGCUUUCCAGCUAUUUAUUCCUCUCGUCGCGUUGCCUCCUUGGAUUGCAUUCCAAUCUGCCGCCUCUCCAGGUGCGGGAGGAGAACGGCGACAAGAAAUUGACAGAAGGAAGAAUUAAAGUUUCCUUCUUCAUUUUCUUGCGCUCCUCUCCUCCCCGCCUGUUCCAUUUAUCGUUUCUCCCAGGCCAAGCGGGAGAAAUAUCAAAUAUCAACGUUUCCCCCUCAUCCAUUCCGUAUCUUAUGAGACUUAGAGGCUGAUAUUAGUCAAAUUCCCCGUGUAUUUUAUUCUUCAAUAGAAACUUACAACAAGUUUACUGGGAUGGCUGUUAGCUUCACAUACUGGGAUGGUUGCAUUGAUCCUGAGGACCUGGACACACUGUGGAUGGAUCCUGAUGUGAGAACUGAAUGGAUUAAUGCUGGAGAGACUAGAUGGCAUCAAGUUCACCUCUCCCGGGAUCCUGAUGGUCAGCCUUAUCUCACAGAAACUGAGAUGAAGGGUGUAGCUCGGAUAAUUGUUGGCAGGCAUUUUGUUUCAGAAAUAGAUCCGGACAUGAUUUGUGCAAUUGCAGAACUUGAAAGUCACAGACAGCCUACCUGUACAUGGUAUAACAAAAAAACUGAUGAAACUACUAUGGGCCUUAUGCAAAUUUUGCCGAAGACAGCAGAUUGGCUGGUCAGAGAUUUUGGUUAUCGAAAAUAUGAAGUGGAAGGGAACUCAAAACUUUUAUACAAGCCUUUUGUGAAUGUAUAUUUCGGUGCUGCCUACCUUAAGUGGUUAUCAAGUUAUGACCAAAAAGAAAGAAGUGAAGAGUUCAUGGUGAGGGCAUAUAAAGGUGGCAUAAAAAAGGCUACUGAUAAAUCAACUUUGAACUAUUGGAAUCAAUAUCUUGCGGUUAAGGAAUGCCUUCCCCCAAGAAAGGUUUUUCAACUUGGCCCCAUGCUGAAUAAGGUAUCUGCUGGUCCACUUAAAGAGAAAACAGAUGGCUUCACUAUUCUUUACAUGUGGAGAACAGGUGUUGCUGUUGCCUUUUGGGACUCUAGAGCUUCUCCAGAAGACUUGGAGCAGAUGUGGAAUCAUCCUGAUGUUAGAAAAGACUGGCGCAAGUCUGGGAAGAAAAAAGGAAAAGUGAAAUUUUCUGUAGAUGCCUAUAAGAGACCCUGUGUUUCUCAAGUAGAAUUGAGGGCUGUUGCUGAAAUUAUACUUUCAAAAUACUUCAGCAAUGUGGGAUUAGAACCAGCAUUUUUAUGUGCUCUUGCUGAGAUUAUUAGCAUGCGUGUCUUGAAUGGGAUUGGCCCGCGCCCAGGAAUAAUGGGGAUUGACUACCCCACAGCUCACUGGCUAUACAAGCAUUUGGGUUACAAGGCCUACAAUGUGAACUCUGCUGUUGAUGUAACUAAGCCGUUUGUUUCCAUGUAUUUUGGCACUGCCUAUCUGGGCUGGUUAUCAUACUAUAAAGGAAAGCAAAGGUCAUCCCAGUUUGUUGUUCAGGCUUAUUUCGUUGGGCCAGAGAAGGUAAAUCUUCAAGAUAUGAGUACUGUUUGGACUAAAUUUGAGGAAGCAUGGCAUCGAUACGAUCUCUUAGCGACGAAGAAACAAGGGAGCAGCUGCACAACUUGCACCAUUUUAUAAGCUAAGAGUAGCCACCAUCGUCUAUGCAAGCUCAAAUUUUCCCGUUGAAGUGAAAAGAUUGGAAGCUUUAGCACAAAUGACAAGCAAAAGGAAGAAUGUUUGGACUCAGAGAUGUAAAUCAUGUAAUUACUAUUUCAUCUUGCACAUUCAGUACUCUAUUUUAACAGUCAUCUGGAUGAGGAGACUCUAUUGGAUUGUUUCUAAACAAUUAGAUAUUUUUCUUCAUUUUGAACGGGAGAAUUCUGUAAUCCUAUUAUAUAAUCUAUUAACAUUUUGCCUAAACAACGUGUAUUCUAAGCGUUUUGUCAA